CAUGUGACAGGCAGGCAACCUGGCUGGACCCUAGGUGGGGCCCAUUCCUGCCGGGGCUCCGCCCUCUCCUCUGCUCCCCGCGGGCCCCCAGCCCCCAUCCGGCCUUGCGGGAACCAACUUGUUUUAUCUAAGGCAUUCCAGGCAGGAAGACCCAGCUCCCCUGCCCUGCUGUCCACUGGGCACAACUCUCUCAUUGCCCUAACUGGCUGCAGAGCCAGGGCACCCUGUCUGCCACCAGGAAGCUGCUCCCCCAGCCGGGGGACUCCAGGAAGCCGAGGGCCAAGCCCAGACCCAUCCAAGGGGUGGAGAGGUUAAUCAGUGACAAAGGACAUCGAUCACCCAGGCUCUGGGCUGGGGCGGCCUGAACCCUUCCUCCAGACGGCUCCUGGAUGGCCAGCCCUUAGGCAUCUGGACCAUGGAAUCCUCAGUGAAGUUGCUGGUCUUCCUGUCCUGCCUGGGAGCGGCUGCCCCGCUCUGCCAAAUCUCUCCUGCAAGUAGCAACCUGGUGGGGAGCGUCACCCGGCAGCUCCUGGAAUGGAUGGAGCGGAGAUCCCCUUCGGAGCUGAACCCCAGCAUCUACGUGGGGCUGCGUCUCUCCAACCAGCCAAGCCGCGACCAGGACGACCUCUAUCUCAACAGCCUCAUGGUCCACUACCAGCUGGCUUUCAUUAACCUUGCAGCAGAUCACCAACACGAGCCUUCCAUGGGCCAGCUGGCCUUGUACCUGCUGGCCAUGCGGAGCGGCUGUAAGGAUAUUGGCACCCGGAAAGGAAACGUGCUGGUCACUCAACUCAAGCAUUACCUGGAGGAAGAGAAGCAUCGUAUAGGACACGAGCACAAGGGCCACCCUCUCACCAGCUAUUACCAGUACAGCCUGGCCAUUCUGGCACUGUGCGUCCAUGACAAGAAGGUGCCGGGGCACGUGGUGGAGAAGCUGCUGCACGCGGCAGAGCAUGACGUCUUCCUGCACAGGAGCCAGUACUCUGUGGACACAGCAGCCAUGGCGAGUCUGGCCUUCUCCUGCCUGCAGGCCUCUGGCCUGAACCCAGGCCUGGAACCUUGGAUCUCCAGGGCCUUAAAGCACGUGAGGGACAAAAUUCUCCAAGAAGAAACCCCAGAAGGUUACUUUGGAAACAUAUACAGCAGCCCUCUGGCCCUACAGGCCCUGAUGGAAGCCCCUUCGCCGGAGUCAGAGCUGGCCUGCCUCCGAGCUGGGAACGCUCUUAUGAAGGGCCUCGAAGAAGGGGCCUUCCAGAACCCCAUCCCCCUGUCCCAGCUGCUGCCCAUCCUGCACCAGCGGACCUACCUCAGCCUCAUGCAACUGGACUGCAAUGACGAAAGAGGUCUCCUGGAAGCAGAUAUCACCACCAUCCCGCUGACUCGGAAGCCACAGAACAUUGAGGUCAGGCUGAGAGUCCAGAUAGAUCCCCAGUUCAGGUUCCUUCAUGACCAGCAGUACCUUGUACCUGAGGGAGCCACACUGCAGGAUGUCCUGAUCAAGGCCCAGGAGGAGGGCUGGUUCACGUACGAAACUGAGACCACCUUGUCUGGUCCCUUGGUGACCUCGGUGAUGGGCAUAAGCCCCGGAGAACGGCAAUACUGGCAGCUCCUCCAGGCCCCAGACACGCCCCUGCUGCAAGGUAUUGCCGACUACAGGCCCCAGGACGGAGAGACCAUCCUUCUGAGCCUGGCCAGCUGGUAGGGAGGGCCACUCCAUCAUCCCAAGGCUCCGUCAUCCAGAGACCUAGCCUCUGCUACCUUAUGAGCAGGAGAGAGUGGGGAGGGAGAGACCCUUUCCAGAGCCCCUUAUCAUCCCCCCACAACCAGCUAAGGACCAAUGAUGUCAAACCCUGAGGUCUGACAGUGACCACAGAAGGCCUUCCCCUCUGCAAAGGAAACAGGAAUCCCCGCCCCCAGCCCCUUUGCCUAGCUGCCCCUCUGUCCCUAAAACCCCUCCAGAUCCAGAGACAUCCCCCCACCUGGGACCUCCCAUCUGGAGACGUCAGUGUGUCUGCAAAACUAAGGUCCCUGGGCCCCUGCCCUGCCAACAUCCCACCUCCUAUGGCAGUGUAGGGUUCACCAGGUAGAAAAUCCGGUGAGAAUCAUGUUGUAACAACCUUAGAGAUCCAGCUCAGCCCCUCAGGUUACUGAGGAGGAAACUGAGAACAAGCAAGGAAAGGUCACCGGGUGGGGGUAGGAGAUGGAGUCUUUGGACUCUCAAUCCAGUGCUCUGCUUACUAUUCUGGGCUGCACAUCUUAUGGGCCUUACUCCACAGAUGAGGAAACUGAGGCUCCAAAAGAAGAACCAAUUUGUCCAGGAUUCCCUAGGCAAUUUUUUUUGCCUUAUUUUGUUCUGUUUCGGUGAGGCAAUUGGGCUUGAGUGACUUGCCCAGAGUCACACAGCUAG
Messenger RNA from Vombatus ursinus (common wombat), 2407 nucleotides. RefSeq names its product transcobalamin 2 (gene TCN2). Gene Ontology annotation, molecular function: cobalamin binding. Bases 416 to 1702 code for a protein of 428 amino acids. The transcript has 10 exons. Lineage: Eukaryota; Metazoa; Chordata; Mammalia; Diprotodontia; Vombatidae. Gene Ontology annotation, biological process: cobalamin transport. The record is from RefSeq and is a predicted model, not a curated record.